UCUUUGUGAGAUCAGUUGCAGGGGGUGGAGGAGAUGUUAUGGUUGUGGGUGUCUGAGAGAUGUCAAUAUUUUGUAUUUGACAAAAAGGCUUUGGUAUGUGUUCUAUCUGUCUCAGUGUGAAUAGAGUUUUUGAUAAAUCAGAUAUUCAAUUCGUAUAUUAUAUACAAAUAUUAUAGUGUUGUGAUGUAAAUAAAAUAUAUUUUAAAAGUGAAGUGUGUAGGCUUAUUAUAGCCUAAAGAGCAGCUACUACAAUAAUAGUAAUCGGCCUGUGUCAUACCUGUUCUAAGUGAUUUUAUUUGAUUGAUGUCAUACCUCCUCAAAGACUUUCUGCUUGCUGAAAUCAAAUCUCUGAAGCAUCUUUCCCAGCUUGGUACUGCUCAUCUAAAUCUCGUCAGGAUGGAAAAAUAUCAGAAAUCCAAAAGUUAUAUUAAAUUUGUAAUCUAACACCUAAACGAGUCCAUGAUGGUUUUGAUAAGCUUUAUCCUAUCAGACAUAAAAAAAUUGUUGAAAUGCCCGAAAUCGACCACUGUUUGUUUUCGAAAUUUAUUAUAGAUUCCAUCAAUUAUGAGUUGUUGAAUAUGAAAAUGAAGACUUGUAAAACGUGUUGUGACAUUCAGACAUUUGACUGUUGUCGCGUAGAAGUCAGUGGUGUUGGACAUUUAGUGUUAAAAAAUUAUGAAAAACAUUCGAGGUAUUAAAAUUGGAAAAUGUUGUGGUGGAAGGGAAGGGGGUAAUUAGAUAGGAUGAAGGAUUGCAGUGCACUCUCCUAUCAGGGGAUAAAUGUGGUGGGUGGGGGUGGAGAAGUGGGGGGUAUGCACAGCAGCAAUAUGGUGGAAAGACAUCACCAUCACCCCCAACAACAGCCGAUCAUUGUGCAAAACAACAUCAACAACAACAACCACAUAAUCGAGCAGAAAGAGACAUCGUCCAUAAUGAGCAUCCGGAAACUGCCGAAAAAGCGGAAGUUUGAUUUGUCUGAGUUGGAGGAGAGUGACAGACCUGCCGAGGGUCCGCCUGCUGCUGCGCCGAGUGUGGUGAUGCCCCCUCAGGCGGCGGCCGUCGACUACUCGGCGGUGGGGGUCAGACGACAGCUGUACGACCUGCACAACAUUCCGCCGGUCAUCAUCGAGGACAGGAGUGACGACGACAGGGUCAUUGUGCAAAUCAGGGAUACUGAGUGUCAAGAGCAGAUGAUCCCUGUUAGUGUACCUGAAAUGGGUGGCGGAGGGGUGGGUGGAGGGGGUGGCAUUUUGCGCAGUACAAGCAGUCGUGCCAACGGUCGCAGUGAUAUUGAACUACACGAGUGGUUGUUCCAUAGGGUGUUGGCGAAACGCGACCGCUACUACAUGCCCGGUGUCAUAAAGAAGACGGGCUCGUGCAACGAUGUGUGGGUCGAGUUGGAUAGGUUCGAAGGGGAUCUGGUGUUGUACAAGGACGUGUUGAAUCUGGACAACUGUGACGUGAUCAGUGACGCGAGCCCGGCGCUGAGUCAGGUGAAGAUCGGGUCGCGAUGUUGCGUACGAGUGGUGCAGGACGAGGCGCAGGCGAGUGUGUUUGUCGAGGCGAGUGUCGUCAACAUCCUCUCGUACCCGCUGCGCUUCGUGGUGGACAGCCAGGGAGGGCGGGUGGUGGUGAAGAGGGCCGACCUGCGCCUGCUGCUGCCUCCCUGGUGGGAUGAGCUGGUCUCCGCCUCCGAGGAUGCCUCUGUGCCCCCGCCCCCGCCUUCCGUCAGCAACGGCCAUUUGCAGCCCCUCCACACACUGCAAGUGCACCAGGUCGUGCCUACGCUCCAGCCCGUCGAUACCGGAGGAGGAUAUUACAGAUCAACAACCACUUCACCUCUUCAGAACAUGGCGACUCCGAUCAGUCAUCAGACAGCCAGCAGCUCGGUGCUUUCGAACGCGAGCGGAGACGACCUGAGGCGGCGCCACUAUGACGACUUCUGCGAGAGUGAUGACGAACUACGUCAAGAGGACAUCCAGUUCCCUUCUGAUGCUGAUGGUUGCCGUGUAUCAACUAGCAGCAAAAGAAGUAGUAUGCAGAGUCGGGGCAGUACGUCGAGUCUGAUGGAUCACGGCAGUAUCACUCCACGUUCCACGCCAGCCACUCCAAGGUCGCAGGCGGCGACGCCUCACAAGUACAAGAAGGGUGACGUGGUGUCGACCCCUAGCGGCAUCCGCAAGAAGUUCAACGGCAAGCAAUGGCGCCGCCUGUGCUCCAAGGACGGAUGCCCUAAGGAGUCGCAGCGUCGCGGCUACUGCUCGCGUCACCUCAGUCUCAAGGGCAGCAGUUUGCGCGCCGCGCCUGCCGCCUUUCCUAGGGGUAAAGGUAGUGUUUUGGAUGGCGAAGAAACGUCCAGAGACUCAGAAACUUCACCGAAUUACAGUGACAGACGCAUCACUGAUCGGUUCGACCCUGACGAGAAGGAAGCUGCCAAUAUGCUCGUGUCGCUGGGCAGUUCGCGGUCAGCGACGCCGGCGUUCUCGUCGCCAACAGGGGGCGGAGGGGGGUGUUCGUCGUCGGCCGUGUCGCCGGGUGUGACGAUGCAGUCGCCGGUGCCCCCUGUCGGCUCCCGCCACAACCUCUUCCUGCCCAUCAACAGCCGCGUCAGAGGGGGCCCCGUCACGCCCAAUCACGCCCAUCCUCACUACUCUCUACCUGCCUUCCAACAGAAUGUCAUCAGGCCGGAACUGGUGCGUCCAGGGGCUCUGAUGGGCUCGCCGAGCACAAGCAUGAGUGUAGCCAAUCAGAACAGCGGCAGCAGCACAUCGAUGGCAACCAGUGUAAUCAGGAUCUCACCGAACCCGGCUGCGGCGGCGGCUGCGGCAAGUGGUGGCGGAGGUGCGGCGGCCGCCGUGGCGCAAAUGAUCUCAUCGUGGCGACAGGAGAGUGGUCCCUCGCCGCAACCGCAGCCCGCCUCCAGCUAUGAGCAGCAGCAUCAUCCUCAGCAGCCGUCGGUUGUCGUCUCCACUGCCUCCUCCAACCACCACCACCACCACCAACACCACCAGAGCCUCAUUCUGCAGCAGGCGCUCACCAAUGCCGAUAUGCACAUAAAAGGCAUAGAGUCGCCGGCUGACAGCCACGGCUCUCGGCUGGUGAGCUUUGCUGUGGUGAGGGAGCCGCUGCAGGAGAACAAUGGACGACUGCAGCAGGAAUCUGUCAUCAAGAAGGAGAACUCCACUUCAUUAUCCCAUCCGUCCAUUUUCCUCGAUAACAACUCCACGUCUGUUUUGCAACAGGCAAGCAAGAUUGGCUUACACGUUUCGACUGGCGCCAUCACACCGACCUCGUCACACCAACAGGCCACCAUUUCCCAGCAACAGCAGUCAAUAGCUGCGACAGUUCAGCAACAACAGCAGUCGAUAGCUGCAGCAGUUCAACUGCAGCAGCAACAACAGUCGAUAUCUGCAGCAGUUCAGCUGCAGCAACAACAGCAGUCGAUAUCUGCGGCAGUUCAGCAGCAGUCGUUAGCUGCGGCAGUUCAGCAACAGUCGUUAGCUGCGGCAGUUCAGCAACAGUCGUUUGCUGCGGCAGUUCAGCAGCAGCAGCAGCAGUCGAUAGCUGCGGCAGUUCAGCUGCAGCAGCAGCAGACAAAGACAGCAGCCGCAGUACCCGUGAACAACACGAUGACAGUGACCAGUAGCAGUGGUAGCAGCAACCAGAAGUUCCAGCAGGUGAUAGUGCAUCCCACCGAGCUGCUGCCUGUGCUGCCGCUGCAACACAAACGGUCCGACCAGCCCGAGAACAAUGCGCCCGAUAUCAACAUGACGUCGAACAACGCAUUGACGGUCUACCCGUGGGAAGUGCUGGUGCCUCUAUUGAACGCGGCAACCAGUGGCUCAUCGCCGCCUCCACCGCCCCCGUCACCGCCCCUGUCCGCCCCACCGGUGCCCCUCGACGUGAGCGCCGCCCCCGAGGAUGACGACGACGUGUUCGAGCCGGAAGUGAGCAUUUCAUCGUCGACGGGGGCGGGUGCGGAGGCGGCAGAGGCGUUAGCGGCCGGAAAGCGGCGCACCCAGUCGCUCAGUGCGCUCACCAACUCCAAGGAACCCCACAGUCCGCUCAAGGCGAAAGACAGGAUCAGACGGCCGAUGAAUGCGUUCAUGAUAUUCAGCAAGCGACACCGCGGGAAGGUGCACCAGCUGCACCCCAACCAGGACAACCGCACCGUCUCCAAGAUCCUCGGCGAGUGGUGGUACGCCCUCGGUCCAGACGAGAAGCAACAGUAUCACGAGCUCGCUUCUGAGGUGAAAGAGGCGCACUUCAAGGCGCACCCGGAGUGGAAGUGGUGCAGCAAAGACAGACGCAAGUCGUCGAGUGGCUCGGCAGGCGGCCGCGGCAAGCUGGGCUCGGUCGAUGAGGGCCCCCUCUCACCCCCCACGCCCACCAUGCCCAUCACACCCAAUCUGCCGCUGGUCUCCUCCACUCCCCUCGCCACCCCCACCACCACCACCACUACCACAACCAUCUCCGACAAACCACUCGAAAAUAAAGUGAAUCAGCCGAAACCAGACGGAGCAGCAGCUGCGAGGAAUAGAAUUCGUAAUGAUGAAGAUUUCUCUGAUGAAGAUCAAAUGGUGAUCUGCGAAGACACGGAGCUGGACCUGAAGUGCAAGGAGAAGGUGACCGACUCGGACUCUGAGUCGCAGGACGAGGCGGAGCCGCUGAUCGAGAACAAGGCGUUUCCACAGCAGAGGUUCAGCCCGGUGUCGGGUCUGCCGGCGGCCGGUGACGUCACCUGUCGGCCGAAGCCCAUCAAAGUGGCCAACACCACGUCCACCACCACCACUGCAAGUGCAUCAGCUGCUGCUGCUACUAGCAUCAAGUCGUACAUGUCUCAGGUGCAGCCACAGGUGCAGGUGCAGGUGCAGGAGAACCCCCUCCCAUCGCCGCUGCCCACCUUCGCCUACCACUCGCCCAUCAACCCGAGUGGCGUGUCCGCAUUUCAGCCAACCGGCGGCGCCUUCAAAACUAUGCCUGCUUCGCCCAAGGUGUUCAAACCAGAGCCGAUGAACACCGACGAACACCUGAAGAACAAGAACGGAAUGAUGGUGGUCAACCAGCAGCAGCAGCAGCAGACGACCACCUCUUCAGUGGGCACGACCCUGUUCCGCGCGCAGCCACUCACCACUGUGAAGCUGACCGCCACCAAAGCAACCGUUCUCAACACAAUGCCCAAGCAGUCGAGUCACAACGUGAAGAUAGCCGCCGCACCCGAAGUGGCCGCCGCAAGCAUCAUUCAGACAAAGCCCGUGAUGCAAGUGACGGCCGCCAUGCAGAACCUCGGCCAUGACAGGAACGUGAGAACGGUGCUGACGUCAGCUGCCUACAGCACGGCCAACGUGAAGGCGCCGAUCAUCACCAACGCAACCAUUCUGCAGCCGAAGACGGUCACCAGUUCGCAGUCGAUACUCGUUCCUAGUCAGAACACCAUGAAGACGGUUCCCGUUCUGCAGCGAACGCAGACAUCGGGCCACCCGCUGACGCUGACCUUUCUGAAUCCGGCGUCGCUGAGCAUCGCCGAGUCGGGUCCACUGCUCACCAACCUGGUCAUCAAGCCGCGGCUGCUGGACGGCGGCGAACAGGUGGCCGCUAGCGGCACCACUGACCAGAACACUGUCCAGUACUUUGUGCACCAGGGCCGGCUGCCCAACGUCACCUAUCUGCCUGCGCAGGCUGGAUUCCAGAUACCGAUCUCAGACUCAAGUGGGCGCCAGAUCUCAGUUCACCAGGCGACGCCCAUCAAAAUAGUGUCAUCAUCAUCAUCAUCUCAACCACAACAACCCCCCACCACUCCAACUGUGAUAGUGCCCACAUCUCUUAGUCAAAAUAUAAUUAAAGAAGAAAAGAAGACUGUUCACUACAAAGAUUUGGAUGUCUCGAAUAGCGACCAACAAGGCGGCCCAGGGGCAGCUGCUCAGUAUUAUCAAGAACUAGGUAAGAAGACAGAGGAAGAUGAACAAGCUGAGAAAGGAAACUGUGAAUCAACCAGUUUCUCAACUUCCUAUAAUCAUAGUCAAUCACAGAUGAAAAUGGAGGAAGAUGGGAGUGAAGAUGUGAAGGAGGAGCAGAUGCUGUUGAAGGAGGAGGAGGAGGAAGAACGGAAGACGUUUAUCCUGGCGCCGACCCCUGCUCAGCUGGGCAAGGCGCCUUUGCAGCGGCGGCAGUCUCAAUCUGUGCAGUUGGCGACAUCCGUGAACUCGUCCAUCAACUGCCAGCCGCUGUCUGCGAAUAGUGGUGGGGCUGUGGUGGGGGUGGCGCCAGGCAGUGCCAACAGCUGCAGCAGUGGAGGCAGCAGUGGAGGCGGCAGCGUGGACACCAAGAGUGGCAUUUUGGCGACGGUCGAAGACAUGGUCGGCGGCGAUGUGCCAGAGUCACCCUCCGUCAAGAAGAACUUCUUCAAGAAGAAUGUCGAGGAUGGCAUGGAUCGGGUAUUGGAGCAGGUGAACUUUGAGAAGAAGUUCUCGUCGCUGCCGGAGUUCAAGCCGGAGGAAUGCCAGUCGCCCAGUGCCAUCUCAGUGCCGUCUAGUCCGCACGUCUUCAAUGUACAAAACUUCAGGAAAAAGCAGCAACAACAGCAGCAGCAACAGCAUCAGCAACUACAACAACAGCUCCAACAACAGCUUCAACAACAACAGCUGCAGCAACAGCAACAACAGCAGGCACAACAACAGCAGCAGCAGCAGCAGCAACAGCAGCAACAGAUGUCUAGAGAUGAGGAAUCAGGCUCGGACGUACCUAUCUCGGCGACGCCUAAGUCGGCCAAGCUGACCGGAACGACGUUUUUUGGCCCCGACUUUAACCUGGAGGCGUUCAAGGGCAGCGGCGGCAGCAGCACAGACGAGGGGGGUGGCGGGGGCGGAUUCGACGGGGGCGCCUCACCGCGCACGCCCAAGACGCCGGGUGGCCGUGACGCCGAGAAGGGCCAUCGCAAGGUGCUCGAGCAACGUCGCCAGCUCGUCAUGCAACUGUUUCAGGAGCAAGGCUUCUUCCCCUCCACUCAGGCCACCACCGCUUUCCAGUCUGAUCAUGCUGACAUAUUCCCGAGCAAAUCUUCUCUACAGUUGAAGAUCAGAGAAGUGCGACAGAAACUGAUGGCUCAGUCGAACACCACUCCGCAUGCACUAGUCAGCCCUGUCGAACCCAAUCAAGGAACAUCUUCGAUGUCAGCCACAAUAACAGCUGUGAUCCCAGCCUCUUCUGGUAGUUAGCUUUUGACCAGCACUCGUUUCAAGAAAGACAUAUUCAUAUUUAAACCCAGAUAGUCUCCAACGCUCACACACUAAACUCAUGAUCUCCCUAAUUGAUAUUAUGUUCUCUUUUUUGAGAAACAUUCUUGCUCCCAACACAUUUGAAGGGUCUUUCACGAACUAUUUAGCGUUUAUAGAUAUCAUUGUAUUUAAUUUAGUUAUAACCUGUGUGUAGCUUAGCUAUUAUUUGAUAACGAAUCGACUCUUUAUAUUAACAGUGAAUUACAUUUUUAUAUUUAUAGAUGUAAUCAAAUUUAUAUUAAUAAAUUUCUAAGUUAGCAUUAUUAUUAGUUCGACUAUAUUAUGUGUACGGUAUAGUUAGUUGUUUUUAAGGCAUACCUACAUUUUUAUUAGACAUCGUAAUUCAAUUGGUUCAAAAUUGACUUUAAUUACACAUAUUUGAAGAUUUUUUUUUCAAUGUGGAAGGCAAGUUUUAGAAAAUAGUUAUUUUAUAUUUUCUUGGAUCAUGCAACUUUAGUGCAAUAGUUUGAACCGUUAAUGUCGUCAACUUGAAACAAGGGACUCAUUUACACAGCAUCAAUUGGAUCUGAGGUUUUUUGUAUGGUUAGCUACGUUAAUCUUUGAUCAAGUGUCGGGGUAUCAAAAUCAAUGUUCAACAGAAUUCUGGUCAUCCACUAUUUCACAAUAACUACUUGAGCUUAUGUGGUAUUUGUUGCUUAACAACUAAUGUUGAAAUUUGAAAUGAAAUAAUGAGAGAUAUUUUAUUAAUGUAUUUAGAAAUGAACUGCUUACUGCUUUAAAUGUGGGACUGAUUAGAAGUAUCUCAGUUUAUUACUGACGACUUCACUGCCUUCAAAGGCCUAUCUUACUAUAUGUACUCAGAUCGUUUUAUCUGUUGAAAGAUUACAACUCUUUCCAAUAAUAUUACUUUAUGUUGGAAUGUUAUACAAUCCAUUAUUGGGUUUGUUUGGAAUAGAAUAUCAAGGUUGAAGAAUUCGAAUUAAAUCUGUGAUUUGAUCAUGACAAAAAGUUUGUAGGAUGCGUUUUCUUAGAAUCUAUGACAUUUCGAAGAAACAAUGUUGUUUAUUUUUUGUUAUAUUUUAACAUUGCAAGGAUAAAAUACUGUAAGAGUACAUUUAAUAAUUUUGUAUUGAUAGAAAUACAAAUACGAACUUCAAUCGUUGUUUUAGGUAGAUUAUUUUGUCUAUCUAUGAAAAUUUUGAUUGCUAGUGAACCCCCAACAACAAUAUCAUUAUUUUAUCACAUUAUUGAACAAGAUGAAACCAUAUUUUCCUGUUUUUAAUUUCAUUUGUUUAUUGAUUAUAAGCCUAAGCACAAUAGGGUUAUUGAUUAUAUUUACGGUAGUCUACUCUCAUACAAUUGAAAUAAUGUUUUCAAUCUGUUCAAUAAUAGACGAGCUUCUAAUUUCACUGUUAUCCUAUACACAUUCACAUGUAUUAGUAACAUUUUACAAUUUCUGGAUAAAUUGAGUCGUAUGCAAUAAAAGCUGUCAACAUGUAGUUUAAUAAUUUUUUCUAAUAACCAACUGAAUAUUUUUAGAUGUCAUCUCGUUUAAUUGUUCUGUUAGUAAUUAACUUUCUUUCUACUAUAUAAUAAUAAGAAAACCAGUACUACUGUUAUGCUGUUUUUCAAAAAUCAAAUCUAUUUAGACAAACUAAGACGUUCUUCCUUACUGUAAUAGAGUUUCAAAUUUUUGUAUAAUUGUAAUUUAUGUUUAAUAUCUCACUAUAUGAUAACAUUCGUGUAUAAAAUGUAAAUACUAGAUUAUAUUAAGUAUUCUAUUUGUGCUGGACAUUGUUCGUAAUUUAAUGUUCUUAAUUAACUUAGUUAUCAUCAAAAAUGUAGUCAUUCUUCAAAUCGAUUAUUUCCUUGAUAGUUUAUUUAUUUAUGUUUGCCAUGUGUACGAAUUUAGGGUGGUUUAAAUAUUGAUUUGCAAUAGAUGCAUGCUUAACCCAAUCUUACUAGAAUGGCUAGUUUCAUUGACAGUGCAUAGCCUAUUAUUGUCCCUUACCCAUAAUAGUAUUUGUAGAUUCAAAUGUGAAUAAUUGAGACAUCUGUCUUUCAUUAUAGGCUACAUAAGUGAGGAAAUAGAUUGUGAAUAGUUAAUUGUUUUUAGCUAAGUAGGUUUUUAUGUGAAUUAUUAACUAAAUGAUCUGCAGUCAACAAAUUUCCAAAAAGCUCAUAACAUUGCAUUUCAAAUAGUUAUUUUAAUGUAAGAUGACAUUUUUACUGUCAUAUUUCCACGUUAUCAUCCUUCACAUAUAUAUUUAAUGAUUCAUGCAAUAGAGUUACAAAUUUCAAUAUAAAUUAUUCACUGAACAUUUAAUAAUAACCAAUUUGACCGAAAUCAUAUUACAGGUUAAAUACCUUGUUUUGAAAAAAUAAGAUAGUUGUAAGUACGUUAGAUAAAUAAUAUUGCUCUUAAGACAAACAAAUAAUAUUGCUCUUAUAAGAAUGUAAUGUUGUUGGCUCAAUUGAAUGAAACCAUUCUCUCAAUUACAUUUCUGAUCGAUUGUUUUCAUUUUAAUUUUUUCAAUCUAUUAUUCUUGUCUUCGGGUUUCUCCUUUGACUUUUCUUCAAUUCUCAGUGUUGUGGAAUAGAUUUAUUAAAGUAUUGAAAAAUAUUAUAUCAAAUUUUAUUAUUUCUUGUUUUCAAUUAAUUCGUUAUUUUUAUUGGUGCUAUACCUGUUCUUCUUUCUUCUUGCUUUCAAAGUGUAAAUAACUGUACAUUAUCGUUUAGCAUUAUUCUUAUGCGUUUUUAUUCUAUUUUUUAUCUUAUUGUUAUAAUACCAAUUACCUUGAUCGUUUUUAUUCUCUUACUUGCUAGCACUAUUGCGCUUUUAAAUGCAUGUGAUUGCACAAUCUUUACGUAUUGUUAUUAGAUUAUCAUUAAUAUUAUUAUAAUAAUUGUUGAAGUAGUGAAUUUAAAAUAUAUAUUUAUAGUAUGAUUUUAUUCUAUUUUUUGACUUCAGUAGAAAUCCAUGCCACACUUUUCGAAAUAGUUAUAGCUCUAAACAAUUUAAACUGUACAAUGAACAUCUUUUACUUAUGAUUAGAGUUAUUUUAUUGAAUUUUGUAUAAUAUGGUCAUUAUUCUUCAACUCAUUAAGUGCUUUUAAUUUGUUGUGGGGGAUGAGUAACAUUAUAACCUAGCUACAUUUGGACUGUCUUUGUAUAAAUAAAUUAGAAUUGGAACCGUUUUGGAUCAUAUAAUUCGGAAUACUUGAUAGUUUCAAAAUAUUCAAUGUAGGCCUAUUCUUGCUAAUCAGUAAACCCUACCACUAUCAUAUCUGAAAUAAAACUCAUUUUAUAUAUUUUUUAUUGCGACCUUAAAAAAUCUUAAUUCAGUACUUUUUAAAGCUUAAAUCAGGUUUUCUGUAUAUUGUCGCACUGUAGGCCUACUGCUUUUCAUUGUCCUAUAUAUGUAAGUAUGAAGCUCGCCGAAACUUCAUAGUUUGUUACUACUGGAACAAGAUUCUAUUAUCAUUUCUAGUUCUGAGACCAUCAUUUCUUCACAUUUUGAAUCAUUGAUGAUAUUAAUUAUCUUUAUUCUACUAGAUAAUUCGCUUUCUAUUCUACGAGAAAUAUUGUAUUCAAGAUCAUUAUUUAUCUGUGAGUUCAUUUAGAAGUUUCAUUUCUAGUUUUGAUCUAACUGAAUUGUGUUGCUAUGGAUUUCUAUUGUAAUGUCAAUGUUAUAAUUUAUUGUAACAAAUUAAUUUGCUCUAAUAAUUUUAGACUGAUCAGUCAUAUUCUUGUGCCACUCUUGAAAAUGAAUUGUUCAUAUUAAUAUAAAAUUAUAUAAAUAUAUAUGAAUUUGUAAAAAUGUCAAAUUUGAAGGUAUAGGUGUUCGUGGAUGUUUAAAUAGAAAGGAAAAAUAUUUUUAGAAAAUCGCUACCACACACUUUGUGCUACAGGCCUUAACAAAAAUAAUGUUUGAAAAAUUGUUAACAAAAUUUGUUAUUGGUAAUAUAUAAUUAUGAAUGUCAGUAAGAUAUAACGUGUAAUUCUAAUGUGUAUUUGGUACAAUUACUGGUUAAAAAUUAUAAAUACCUAAAUGUGUAAUAAUAUGUGAGAUCAUAAUAUGUAGAGGAAAUCGAUUUUUGGCUAUUUGGCUAAGUACUUUUGUUGAGGCCUGCGCCUCACACAAAGAUUUGAAUCGUUGAUAUUAAAAAUGAAUAAAAUAAAAAUAAUUAUUAUAAAGUGCCUGGUCAUGA
Molecule: messenger RNA, 11447 nt
Organism: Nilaparvata lugens (brown planthopper)
Lineage: Eukaryota; Metazoa; Arthropoda; Insecta; Hemiptera; Delphacidae
Gene: cic
Product: putative transcription factor capicua
Exons: 25
Coding region: 744-7214 (2156 amino acids)
Biological process (GO): regulation of transcription by RNA polymerase II
Cellular component (GO): nucleus
Molecular function (GO): DNA-binding transcription factor activity, RNA polymerase II-specific; RNA polymerase II transcription regulatory region sequence-specific DNA binding
Source: RefSeq, a predicted model, not a curated record